This is a messenger RNA of Corythoichthys intestinalis (scribbled pipefish), 7956 nucleotides long. RefSeq names its product transmembrane protein 198-like. Bases 1278 to 2306 code for a protein of 342 amino acids. The record is from RefSeq and is a predicted model, not a curated record. Lineage: Eukaryota; Metazoa; Chordata; Actinopteri; Syngnathiformes; Syngnathidae. The transcript has 5 exons. Gene Ontology annotation, cellular component: plasma membrane.
UCCUUUCAAAGGGAUCUUGGCUUAAUUUAAGGGUUCAAAGUAAAUGCAGUUUGAUAUUUAAUUGUAAAUUAGUAACCCACUAGUGCUGAGGAGUUACUGUGGGCGUCAGUGCUUUGAGUGCAUGCCUUAUUCUAGCAGUUUUAUCCAGCUGCUGAGCACAUGGACACAUCCAAGCAACAGAACUUUUAGCUUGAACAACAGCAGUCAAGAAGAGAGGCACAGUCUGUUGCAGCUCAAUAUCACAUAAGAAGGGCAUUAUUUGGAAUACAAUACAAUAGGAGCAUUUAGGUGGAUGAGAGGUUAGCAUGUCCACCCCAGAGAUCGAGUUUGAGAUUAAGGGUACUAUCCCGUGCUCCGGCCUUCCUGUGUGGAGUUUACAUGUUCUCCCAUGCCUGCCUAAGUUUUCUCCGGGUACUCUACUUUCCUCCAAAGUCCUAAAAACACGCGUGCCAGGCUGAUUGAACACUCUGAAUUGUCCAUAGGGAUGAGUAUAAGCGUGAGUGGUUGUCUCGUUGUGACCUGCCAUUGGCUGGCAACUAAGAGUGUGACAAUAUCUCGAUACAGCGAUAUAUCGCGAUAUUUUGCAACCCGAUGGGUUAUCGAUAUGCUCCCGCCAAGAAUCGAUACUUUUAUUUAACAUAUUGGCCAUACAAUGGAGUAUGGAUGCUGUAAACUGCUCAAUGUUUGUUGAGCAAUUCCUUGGCGGUCCACUAGGGGCGCUCGGGAGUGGCGGUGAGGGUAAAGUGCGCACAAGUUGUCUAGAGAAGAAGAGAAGCUCCAAGUGGGUUGAAAAAAUAAAAAAGCUCCGUGAGAACGGUGGAGGGAAAAAAAUGAGAAAAAUAUUAGGCUCGAGCGUAUGACGUGGCACUCGCGAGGUUUCCGCCGCUAUCGCCAUUGUGGAAGAUAAACUGAGGCAUUUCAACACAGGUCGCUCUUUAAAAAUGGUUGGAAAUUAUUGUGCGGUAAAGAAUUGCAACAACCGAUCGAAUAGAAAGGAGAAUGUACAGCUCGACGGAACACCAUUGAGUUUCUUCCGGAUCCCUACAUGGAGAAAAGGCGAGGGAAAGCUCAUAUCUGAACUUACCAAACGUCGAAGAAUGGCAUGGGUGGCCUCGAUCAGAAGGAAGGGCAUAACGUUUGAUUCUCCAGUUACACACUGAGUUUGCUCUAUGCACUUCCACUCCGCAACCGAAGCAGCUCUGAUGGACCUAAGAUAACAUCACCAGGCAGCCAGUCUACCUUGUGUCCUGGUCUUCUUGUGGACCUCCAAUCCCAAAAUGGCAGAUCCCACCGAACUAAGCCCUGAGUCGGCAGGAGCUGGCAUUGCCGUGGCUGACACCUGUAGUUUGGAGAUAGAGAGGAAGUAUGACAUCAUCCCUGCUGUCAUCUGCUCCAUGUGUUGCCUCUUUGGCAUCAUCUACUGCUUCUUUGGUUACCGCUGUUUCAAAGCGGUCAUGUUCCUGUCAGGUCUGAUGUUUGGCUCCAUCAUCAUCUUCCUGCUGUGUCACAAGGAGCACGUGCUGGACACCCAACUCAGCGUGGAGGCCAGCGCCGGAAUCGGACUGGGCAUCGGCUUGCUGUGCGGCCUGGUGACCAUGUUAGUGCGCAGCGUCGGACUUUUCAUGACGGGCCUCUUGCUGGGCCUCCUCUUGGCUCUGGCCGCCCUGCUGCUCACGCAGCAGUUCUACGCACCCACCACGGUGUGGGUGCCUCUGGGUGCGCUGUUGGGCUCGGGCAUGUUGUUCGCCGUGCUGACACUGCAGUGGCAAAAACUCUUCACCGUCCUCUCCACGGCGGUGUUCGGUGCCGCCAUCAUGACUGUGUGCGCCGACUACUUUGUGGAGAUGCUGGCUUUGGCCACAUACGCAUACGGAUGCCUGCGCCUCUCGCCCGGCCCGCCUCUUUGCUGGUACAGCUGGGUCAUUCUCGGUAUCUGGCCCGCCCUCAGCAUCAUGGGAGUCCUAAUCCAGUGGAAAUUGACGGAUGGCAGCUUCUCCCACACGGAUGUGGUUUUAAGUCGGCGUCAAAAAAGAGUGCAGCUGAUGCGCAUUAGAGAGAAGGACAGCAGGAAGCGGCAGCAGGCAGGUGGGCAGGAAGGCACGUACCGCCGUAAAGCCACCCCAGUCAAACGUUACGCUGGGGACCUUCUGGCGCCGAGCUACCUGCAAAGUCUGCGGGAUAGACAAAUGGGCACCGGUACUUCCCUUAGCAGCCAGAGCACGACCAACCACACCGUCAUGGACUUGGACUGUGAAACCGGCUCCACGGUGCCCCUUACGGCGACAACCCCUGUCGUCAGGGUCUGAAAAAAUCGUGGUCCUGUUAUAACAUGUUUGUGAUGUUCUGAAGAACCUGUGACAAUGUUUUGUUAUUGAUCUGUGUGUGAAAUUUGUGAAUAGAAGUUUACAGUGAAGAGGGACGCUGCUUUUUUUUCAUUGGAAAAGAAGAACUUAUAAAGCCACUACAACUGAGAUGAUUCUUGGAGGAACAAGAAACUAACCACUCCAAUUCCUCUCAUCACGUAUUCAAUACAAAACCAGAGCCGAAGGUGCAUUUCUAUCAGGUAGCAAAUCUGACAAGUACUGUACUUCAAAAGUUGGUCACCUUGCCAUUGAGUGUUGCGUUCUUACUAUUUUAACAUUGAAGGAUGUAUGAUUGUAUUUUCGUAUAGGCUGGUUUGUCAUGAAAGUAUGUCAUAGGUAAAGCAAAAGUUAAUGUUACAUUACCAUAAGUUGUAAUUCGUAAAAGUUUUUUUAGCUGCACAUCGUUUUUUUUGUGUGCGUGUGAAGAAUUUAGUGCGUGUGUGUGCACUUGUGAAACGUUUAUAAUUUAUUUGUCAAACAACCAAGAACACGGUAGCGAUUGUUAAAAAAAAAAAAAGUUGAAUCGGUAGCUGUUAUUCUGAAUCUACCAGGAAUAAUUCAAUAUGUUCCCUGAAUUUGUACAUACAUGUUGAUAGAAAUGAAUAAAUACAUGGGUUUGAUACUGUACUUCUUAGUUCAAUGAGUGCUAUUGUUUUGUUCUCUUUAGGCUCUUAGCAACCAGACCUUUCUCAUGCAAUAAAGAGGUCAUUGGGAAGGAUUUCCUAUUCUGGAGUUGGUCCUCUCUGCCAUGCUGUGUGCAGCCAAGAUUUUUUUCCUGUUGCUCACACAAGGCAGGAACAAAACAGCCUUUCAUUACAUCUUUUUUCCUCCUGUCCUUUUCAUGCAUCAAAACAUUUUUUGGUUGCUUCUGGCAUCAUACAGCUAGUGUUUAAUCAAAAAUAUUACAAGUUACAAUUACGGCUUGUGUUAUUCCCAGGCGACUCCGUGUCAAGAAGUGCACAAUGGAAGCACUGUGAAUCAAAAGUCGACAGAAAGCACACUCCCAUUAUCAUAUUACCUACUCUUUGAAGCAUCGGUGCUUAUAAGCCAACAUGUUUCACUCAAUAGUGACCAUUCACGGUGAUAGAUGUCCAGUCCAGUUAACUCAUUGGCUGCCAUUGGGGUGAUGGAGGACAACAUCCAAAUUGUGAAUAAAAUUGGAAUGCAAUGACGUGGAUUAACAAAAUUUCAAUAUUUUAUUCAAGAAAGAACAUGGAUAACAGGUCAAAAGUUUAAACAAAAAAAUGUAUACCGUAAUUUUUGGACUAUAAACCGCUACUUUUUUUCCCCCCUUCAUUUUGAAUCUUGUAGCUUAUAGUCCAGUGUGGCUUAUUUGUUGAUUUGGGUUAAGAGGUAACACUUUAUUUGACAGUGGCAUUAUAAGACUGUCAUGACACCGUCAUAAUUAUGAUAUGACAUCAUCGGCAUUACUGAAUGCUUAUGACAGAUGUCAUUAAGUGUCAUCUGGCAAAUUAUGUCACUAACAUUUACACCGCUGGCCAAAAGUAUUUGCACCCCUGCAAUUCUGUCAGAUAAUGCUCAAUUUCUCCCAAAAAUGAUUGCAAUUAGGGUUGUUCCGAUCAUGUUUUUUUGCUCCCGAUCCGAUCCCGAUCGUUUUAGUUUGAGUAUCUGCCGAUCCCGAUAUUUCAUGAUCCGAUUGCUUUUUUUUUUUUUUUUUGCUCCCGAUUCAAUUCCAAUCAUUCCCGAUAAUUUUUCCCGAUCAUAUACAUUUUGGCAAUGCAUUAAGAAAAAAAUGAAUAAAACUCGGACGAGUAUAUACAUUCAACAUACAGUACAUAAGUACUGUAUUUGUUUAUUAUGACAAUAAGAUGGCAUUUACAUUAUUAACAUUCUUUCUGUGAGAGUGAUCCACGGAUAGAAAGACUUGUAAUUCUUAAAGGAUAAAUGUGACUUUGUAUAUUGUGACUAAAUAUUGCCAUCUAGUGUAUUUGUUGAGCUUUCAGUAAAUGAUACUGUAGCUAUUUAACUGUUCUGCCCAAAUGCAUGAUGGGAAGUGGAACCAUGACUGUGCGUAGUGACACCAAUUGAUAUAUCUUCACUGCGUUGAGAAAUAACAUAUGGUGUUAAGAAAAAAAUCAACUACUACCUUUCUUCGCCGCAUUGCUUCCCACAAUAUUUUUAAUUGUUGAGAAGGGGAUUUUAAGGCUUUAGCCAAUUAAAUAAAGGCUCCAAAGACUGCCUAAAUUCACUCUACUCAUUUUACACUGCCUUUUAGCUCUAUAUAUAGGUAAAACGGCGCCUGUAUAGAUUGAACGCGACAAUGCGUGAGUGGGUCGUGCAGCGCAUGCGUUAAUUGCAUUAAAUAUUUUAAUGUGAUUAAUUUAAAAAAAUUACCGCCGUUAAUGCGAUAAAUUUGACAGUCCUACUUUAAGCCAAAACUAAAGACUCUGGAUGAGUGUAAGACAUUUUGUCUGUAACGUGAAAUUCAAUUAGAAAACAAUUUAAUUAAAAAAUAUAUAUAUAUAUAUUAUAAAAAGGCCAUUUUUUUGCCGAUUCCGAUACUUUGAAAAUGACGUAAUCGGACAUCUUUAAUUGCAAUUACAAAUGCUUUGGUAGUAAAAUGUUCAUUUAAUUUGCUUGCAAUGAAAAAACAAGAAACGGAGUGGGGGGAAAAAAUUAGAUCAUCACAUCAUUUCACACAAAACUCCAAAAAUGGGCCGGACAAAAGUAUUGCAGCCAGUUAAAACGGAUUAAAGUUGACUCAAACUCUGUCCUGUGUCCUUGUGUGUAUUACAUUGAGCAUGGAGAAAAGAAAGAAGACCAAAGAUCUGUCUGAGGGCUUGAAAAGCAAAAUUUUGAGGAAGCAUGGACACUCUCAAGGCUAUAAGUCCAUCUCCAAAGACCUGGAUGUUUCUGUAUCUACCAUGUGCAGUGUCAUCAAUAAGUGUAAAAAUCCCAUGGCACUGUGGCUAACCUCUCUAGAUAUGGACGGAAAAGAAAAAUUGACGAGAAAUUUCAACGAAAGAUUGUGAGGAUGGUGGAUAAAGGAUAUCGACUAACAUCCAAAGAAGUUCAAGCUGUCCUGCAGUCAAAGUGUACAACAGUUUCAACCCGUUCCAUCCGUCGGCAUCUAAAUGAAAAGGGACUCUGGUAGGAUAUGGUAGUGGACCCCACUUCUGGCCCAGAGACAUAAAAAAGCCAGGGUGGAAUUUGCCGAAACUUACCCGAAAAAAGCCAAAAACGUUUUGGAAGAAUGUUCUCCCAUCAGAUGAAAGUAAAGCUUUUUGGGAAAAGGCAUCAACAUAGUUUGCAGGGAAAAAGAACGAGGCCUUCAAAGAACACGGUCCCCGCAGUCAAACACGGUGGAGGUUCCUUGAUGUUUUGGGGUUCCUUAGCAGCCUCUGGCACUGGACUGCUUGACCGUGUGAAUGGCAUUAUGAAGUCUGAAGACUACCAACAAAUUUUGCAACAUAAUGUAGGGCCCAGUGUGAGAAAGCUGGGUCUCACUCAGAGGUCAUGGGUCUUCCAGCAGGACAAUGACCCAAAACACGCUUCAAAAAAGCACUACAACAUGGUUUGAGUGAAAGCACUGGAGACAUCUAAAGUGGUCAGCAAUGAGUCCAGACCUGAAUCCCACAGAACACCUGUGGAGAGAUCUGAAAAUGGCAGUUUUGAGAAGGCACCCUUCAAAUCUCAGAGAACUGGAGCAGUUGGCCAAAAAAGAAUGGUCUAAAAUUCCAGCAGAGCAUUGUAAGAAACUCAUUGAUGGAUACCAAAAGCAGUAGUUCGCAAUUAUUUUGUUUAAAGGUUGUGCUACCAAGUAUUAGGCUGAGGAUGCGUACAUACUUUUGUCCAGCCCAUUUUUGGAGUUUUGUGUAAAAUAAUUAUUUUGAUUUUUUUUUCAUUCUCUGUGUUUUUUCAUUGCAAGCAAAAUAAAUGAAGAUAUAACUACCAAAGGUUUUGUAUUUGCAAUCAUUUUCUGGUUGAAAUUGAGAAUUGUAUAACAGAAUUGCAGGGGUGCCAAUACUUUCGGCCAGCAGUGUCCAGCUCGGAUCUUUUACAUCCAUUCAAAAGUGACAUAAUUGAAAUAAUUAUAACUUUCACAACAUUGUAUUACGUUUUUAUUUGCAAUUUGUAUAGUGUGCCAACUUUUUGGGAAUCCGGCUUGUAAGUCAGCAAUGGUUUGUUUUUACAUUGACCAGACAGCAACUUUGGGAUAUUACAACUCACAACUCUGAAACUAUGGAAACAGAUCAAUAACACUCCUACUGUUGUAACCAUGUUUGUUAUUCAACACAUUAGCUGCCAUUGACCGCAAUAGACAGUUAAAAUGGUUAGACAUUUAUUGUCAUCAAUGGGGUUUUUCCACAGUAUAUAUUCUAAUUAUUUUACUAACUACCACGGCACAUAGUCUAAAAUAUUAUACACAAAGUCAAUGAGUUAAUAAAUUGACUAUGGCAGCCAAUGAGUUAAUUUAUUUAGAAUGGGAAGGGGAAGCAAUCACUUCCUUAUUGAGCACUGCAACAUGAUUAUUCAAUCAUCAUGGUUUAAAUGGAUUUAUAGUGUAUUGCUAUCACUGGCAAUGAAUAGGUUCAAAUGGAUUGGAUGUCUAAUACAGUGAAUGGAAACAGUUAAAAAAAACAAUGCCCACUACUCAAUUUCUCUCAUACAAAAAUUUCACAGUCACAAAAGUACAAAAAAAGAGUUUGCUGAUCUGAGGUCGCACUUGACAGCUACUUUUGGGUUUCUACUGCCCCCUAUCGAGCAAAUCUCAGCAUCGCAUCCAGCGCUCUUUCUUGCUCAAUGGGUAGCCCCUGUCAACCCUCAGCCGCUCAUUGACACGCCAGUAGUCAUCUCCCUUGAAGAAGUACACCCUGCCAUUGGUCCAGGUGAAAGCGGCAUCCGGACUGGAGGGUACGCCAGAGAAGAGCAUGGUCAGCGGCCUAGGAGUCACUGUAGUGUACACAAACUCAUCCCAUUGCCAGAAACUGGAGCCCUGCAAACAUUAAAAGGUGCCGUCAAAGGAUGUGUGCACAUGAAUGAGGAAAUAUCGGAGCAUUACCUUGAUGAAGAUUAGCUUCUUGUUGUUCUCCAAGUAAAAAGCUGCAUCAAUAUUUGAAGGGAUGCGCUGCACUCUCUUAGGGUAGCCGAAGUCCAGCAUAAAGCCAGUGUAGCGCCACACUUUAUUCCCUACAGUAGCAACACAACCAGCACACUUAGCCAUUGUUAUCCAACUUUUGUUGCUUGGUUUAAACACUAAACAACAAGCAACACAUUUAUUUAAGUGGAAACUUCAAGUAGGAGGGAGCAGGCUUGCUGGAACAGGGCCAUUAAAGGGCUGUGUUGCACAAUAUCAGCAACAACAAAAAAACACUUUCUACUGUAAAGUCACAAGGUAUGGUAACUUUUCAACCUUUAUAAAAUAUUUUCUUAACAUUUGUGACAAUACGUCAACUGACAACUAGUUGAAUAACACCUCAUUUAUAUCUUGAGGGUGUCUGUAUCGCUUUCACCAGUACUAAUUAACUUUGAGGAGGGUAGCAGGAACCCUGCCACACACAAAAAAACUACAAAUGUGCUCACUACGGCAUACAGUGGGGCAAAUAAGUAUUUACGGUAGUCAACCACUAAU